Molecule: messenger RNA, 1653 nt
Organism: Trypanosoma conorhini
Lineage: Eukaryota; Euglenozoa; Kinetoplastea; Trypanosomatida; Trypanosomatidae
Product: putative trans-sialidase
Exons: 1
Coding region: 1-1653 (550 amino acids)
Biological process (GO): nuclear-transcribed mRNA catabolic process, deadenylation-dependent decay
Cellular component (GO): mitochondrion
Molecular function (GO): 3'-5'-RNA exonuclease activity
Source: RefSeq, a predicted model, not a curated record
AUGGCAAAAAUGUCGCCCAAGUCAGUUUUUCACUUGUCGCUAACGAGUGCUGAGGAGUUAAAUGAGGCUUCUCUUCACUGCGGAACAAAGACAUCGGAGCUUCCCUCGUUUCUUGCACGCGGCGAGUUGGUGACUUGCACCCCCCCACGAGUAGGAAAUGAUUCCAAAAUUGUGGCAACGCGUCAUUUAACUUUGCUAGAGCGCCGAGAAAAGAAGCUUUGCAGCGCCAGUUUUCCCAGCCUGAACGCAGAAACGUUGCUGGACAACCCUCGCGUCGCCGCGGCACGAGAUGAUGCCGAUGAAGGUUUGAUGCCUCGCGGUUGGUCUCUCACACAUGUGGGGAAGAAACUGAGUUCGUCGUCGUCAAAUGGAAAGGUGAAACUAGUGAGCUACAACAUCCUAGCCCAGCGUUUAGUGUCCACGGAGCUGUACCCGCACUGCCCCAUGUUUGCUCUCGCCGAGGACUACCGAUGUUCCCUUCUGAAAGAGGAAUUAGCGUGUGCCGCCCCUGAUAUUAUUGCGCUUCAGGAGAUCAGCGUUGACGUGUUUGAAAAACCAGGUUUGCUCGGCGACUGGUUGCGCUCGAAGCACCGAUUCGUCGGGGAUCACGUUGUUGUCACCGACACACGCGGACGCCCAAGGUACGAGAGGGACGACCCCACUGGGAAUACGGGCGAUGCCCGUGCUAACGAGGAAGCAGAUGUAUCCGCUCCGCAGCGCGGGGGGAGGCCUGUGUCACCGGCGAAGGCCGUUUGUUCUGCCGGCGGCAGGGAGCUCCGGAAACGCCCAGAGAUGGAGGGCGUGUGUGUGCUGUACUUGGAGGACCGUUUUGAUUCUUGCGAAGUUGUGCCUAUCCGAUUUAAUGAGAUUGCCGCCGCUGACGAGCAGCUCACGCAGCGUGAGCGUCGAUCCCUUCAGGCGGCAUCACACAAUGUUGCCCUGAUUUCUGUUUUGCGCGACCGUGUUGUGCCCAAUAUGAUUUACUUGAUUGGCACCGUGCACCUCAUUUGGAACCGCACAGAGUGCCAGUUGUGGCAGAUGCAUCAUUUACUUCGCGAGAUGGAGAAGCUAAAAGAGAAAUAUGAGACGGCUGCCGGUGGCGGGAAAGAUGAGACACCGCGGGUUUCACUAGUGCUGGCGGGCGAUUUUAACUCGGACGCAGUGUCUCCUCCUAUUCGCUAUGCCUUGACUGGUGUGCCGCCACCUGGAAGUGAGGUGAUGAAGUAUUGGAAACUACCAGAGGAGGGGGAGCAGGAGGCGAAUGACCCAGAGUCUGGAGAGGCGGAUUUCCCGUCUCGGUUGCUUAACAGCUCCACGGGUGUGACGGCUGAAGGGCAGCAGCAGCAGCAGGAGCAGAAGAAGCUAGACGGCACGCGAAAAAGGUACCGGAUUACUGACACCGUCGAGCACGCGCUUGCCUUUAGUGAUAGCUACGCCACGUACCGCGAGCGACACCCGCGGCAUGUGUCUACAGUGAAUCCGUCCUCCAACGGGGAGGGAGGGGUGCUAGACCACAUUCUCGUUGACGAACGGCACGUUGUGUGCACGUCCGUUAUGAGGCUCUCUGGGUACACGGAACUGCCGACGAAGGAUUGCCCCAGUGACCACUACCCUGUGGGAGUCACCAUUCUCCCCCGCACUUCACUGAAAUGA